CGUAACAAAAUCUUCCAACAUGGAAAACCGACCAUAAGAGAGAAGAUAACCUUAGGCCAUACAUUAGAAGAAAAAGAAGGAGAAAGACCGUAUUAUUGUAAAAGCGGCAGUAGACUUUUAGCAACACGAUUAUUGUCCUAAAUGCGUAUUUAGAUAUAUGAUGUAUAUACAAUUAAAUCUAUAAUUUUCAAGAAUUCGUAAAAAAUUUGGGUUGAGUAUAUUGAUAUUUACAUAAAAAGGAGAAAACAACUGGAAAUAACUAAUAAAAUCCAAGUAAACAUAGCGGUCAAAUAAAGGUUAAUAAGAUCAGAAGAAACUAAAAUCCAGAAAAUGCCAGCGAUACUAGCUGGAACGUCUGAACGUAACGAACAAAUGUGGCAAGCGUUAAAAACUCAUAUUAUGCGAGAACGACAACGGAAAAAGCAAGAACAAGAAGCAGAUGAAGAGGAAGAACGUUUACGUAAAGAAAGAGAACGUCAACAGAAACAAGAUGUAAUGACAUUGGGUGAAACACGAGAACAGAUUUCUAACCUACAGAAUGAGGUCUCACAGUUGCAAAAAGAAAAGCACGAUUUGUUUAUAGAAUUAAAAAGAGUUCUUGAGGAAGAAAAUAGAAAACGACAGCAAGUAAAGGAAAGCAGUAUCUGCCCUGAAGUGUUGACGGUAGGAACAUAUUCAGCAAUGAAUACUAAAGUAACACAUCCUCAACUAUUUUUACCGAUAACACGAAGUACUAGCCCUAUGUAUGAAUCCAGUUUUACUGGACCACAACUAUUAGCAACUGGAUCUUCCAAGAGAACAUUUAGUCCACCGCCAAUACCUGCCACACAUUCAUAUCAUAUAUCAUAUUAUAAACCACCGCCAUGUAUUUCAAAUUAUAAUCUUCCACCACCUCCCAAGUCUGAGGAAAUUGGUAGGAGGUCCAGUGACUCCAGAGCUGUUCUUUGGAAUAAGAAUAAUCAGUACUCUUAUUAUUCAACGACUCCGAACGCCUAUGGUUAUCCCUCAAUUACACCACAGCCAUCUAGAGAGGCCCCAGAACCACCUAAACCAACUUAUCCUACAGGAAGUAGAGUGUCAUUAACAACGCAUCAACCUGCGUAUGUGACCAACAUACACCCGAUGGAACAUAAAGGCACAUAUGGCGAUGAGAAACACUAUCCACGAUCAAAUCAGCUUACUGUUCACGGCAUUCCUAUUCAACAAUCACCUCAGGGUGCGAAGACAGGUGGAAUUACCACUGGUUUUCCUGUACGAGCACCUCCCGUAAUUCCAUACCAACAGCCACCACACACGUCUGCUGUAUCAUAUGCUGGUACGUCCAAUGUCGGCACACCUGGCAGGGUACUGUAUACACAUGGUGCUCGGUAUCUACGAGACAUGUAGGAUGACUGAUACUUAUCGAAGAAAAUUUUUCACGUACAAUUAUACGUUAUUAUUUUGUUGUAAAAUUG
Harpegnathos saltator (Jerdon's jumping ant) is the source of this 1454-nucleotide messenger RNA. RefSeq names its product myosin-M heavy chain. Gene Ontology annotation, biological process: regulation of transcription by RNA polymerase II. Lineage: Eukaryota; Metazoa; Arthropoda; Insecta; Hymenoptera; Formicidae. Gene Ontology annotation, cellular component: transcription regulator complex. Bases 331 to 1386 code for a protein of 351 amino acids. The transcript has 8 exons. The record is from RefSeq and is a predicted model, not a curated record. Gene Ontology annotation, molecular function: transcription coregulator activity.